UGAAAGCUAAGAGUCCAGAUAAAAGCUCAGCUCCAACUCUGACUGAGAACCAGAUCCAGGAUGGGGGUUCAGGGUCUGUCCAGCUUCAUCAAGUCCCAUCCACAACUGUACAGGGAGAUCCGGUUCAGACAGAGCCGGCUGGUGAUCGACGGCUGCAACCUGAACUACCUGCUCUACUUCGGCUCAGGUCUGAACCAGAGACAUGGUGGCGAGUACGCUGCAUAUGAAAAGCUGAUUGAGAAGUUCGUCACAGCCCUCAGAGACUGCAACAUUUCACCAUUCGUGGUCCUGGAUGGAGGAGCAGGAAGCACAGACAACAAACUCAACACCUUGAUACAAAGAGCUGAAGACAAGAUCCAGAAAGCGCACCGAACAGCGCUGGGUGGUCAAGAAGACGUGUUACCACCGUUAAGCAUGCUGCUGUUCAGACAGACGCUGGUCCGCCUCAACGUCCCAGUGGCCAUGUGUUAUGGAGAAGCUGACCAAGAGAUUGCUGCCCUCGCCUUUGAAUGGCAGUGCCCAGUACUUUCCAACGACAGCGACUUCUACAUCUUCAACCUCCCAGCAGGGCUGCUGCCAGUUUCACAUUUCCAGUGGGAGGCAAUGAAUCAAAGCAGAACCCAGAAGUACAUCCCCUGUAAGAGCUACAAGAGUUCCAGCUUCUGCAUCUUCUUCAACAUCAAGCCUCAGGUUUUGCCCAUCUUUGCUGUCUUAACAGGAAAUGACUAUGUGAAAAUAGAGUCCCUCCUAUGUCAGUUUGCUCCUGCUGGCAGUGGAAAGGCAGCACAAAUUAAGGGGCUGAUCUACUGGUUGAGAAAGUUCCAGCAACCCAAGGAAGCUUUUAUGGCGCUAGAGCAGCUGCUGGGAAAUCUGAGCAGCAAUGAUAAGGCGGUGAUUCUGGACAGCCUGAUGGUGGGCAUGGAGGAGUACCAGCUUCCUUCCAGCUGCCUCAGAGCCUUCUUCACGGACGGGACAGUUCCUGCUCUGUCAGCCGGAGAACAAGUCCCAGACUGGAUCCGGAUUCCUCUAACAAAGGCCGAGCUGAGUGGCGAUGUGCUGGACAUCCUGCUGCUUCACAGAAUAAGCCUCGGCUACCCAGUGGACUGCGCCGACCUGCCCAGCGCUCACCUGACCUCCAGGCCACUACGCCAGCUGAUGUACGGGCUGCUGCUGGGUCCAGGCCAGCAGGUGGAGGAGAUGGACCGGGACGGGCUCCGGGUGAGGAAAGUCAGGGUCCACUCUGCGGUCACAGAGGACACCAAGUGGCUCCCGCUGCACUCGCUACAGGAGGUGGCGCACCCACUUCGUCUACAGGUGCUUCUGGGAGCUCUGGGAGUAAACAAGGAAUAUUUGAGCUGCCUGCCACUUCAGUGGCACCUCCCACUGGCCGUCACCUGCUACUGGCUGAAGUCGGCUGAACCACAACCAGAGACGAGGCUGCUGAAGGCGCUACUGAUGACGAUGAGCAACAGCUACGACCCAGUGUACCAACAAACUUGGAGCACUAAUUGUACGUGGGUGCUGGAUGUGGGCGUGGCUCACUCUUUGAAUCAGUGGCAGGCCUGCCUGAAGAACAGUAUUCACCUGAACCAGCUGCUGGGUUUCCCUUUACCUGAGCCUCAUAUUGCACGGUUGUACAAAGGGACGCUGGUCCACUGGAUGGUCCAUAGGAUGUCUCCAGGGAAAAAACUGAAACCAUAUCUGAAGUACAACCUCAGCAGCAUGAAGAUGUACAAAGUCCUGCUGGGAGUCGUGAACCGGUUUCAGAAUCAAAAGGCAUUGAUCUCUUCAAAGACCAAGAAGACGGUGAAGCCUCCACGGGUGCGUCCUGUGGAUGAUCUGAGCACCGGCCUGCAGAGGCUCUUCCUCCACGACAAGGACGAUGGGGAGACAGAAUCUGGAGCUGGCGGUGUGGGGAGCGCUGAUGAGGAUCUGGAUCACAUGGUGUCAGUGAAAACCCGCUACAGAGCCAAAGACCGGAAGGACCGGUCCAACAAUCCUGAACUGGUCCGCAAAAAAGAGUGCAGAGGCUGGAACCUGGUGUGAACCUGGAUCCAAGAACCAAGUCCAGGUUGGGUCAGCUCCAACAGCCCCGCCCCUGUGACAUCAUCAUGUACAAACGACAACAUUUAAAAUGAACUUCACUGUGGACAAACAAACCAAAAAGUUAAAAAGACAAAACCCACACCAGCUGAAAAUUGGAAAUAUUUUAUUGAUCGUCGUUCUCAUUUUGUAAUUAAAAAAAAGGUUGUGCUGUGUUGAUGUCAGAGUGUCUGUUUGAUGUUAACGCUCGUCUCUACUGAAUGCGACAUCCUGAUCAGCUUCUCUUUGAGCUCACAGUCCGUAAACACAGAGGGCCUGAUUUACGAGCGUCCUAAAUUACGGGGGCUUCUGCACGUUAGCGCCGUGAACAUUCUGAGGGUGAUGUACACAGAAUAACUGCACACAAGACAGCCGGCGGUAACGUGUUGCAGACAGUACAAUGUCGAGAAGGAUUCUGCACAUUAAUGACCGUACACUCAUUUUAACACCAAAAGUUAUUUACAGAAAAUUUAUCAAAUCAAAAAUGAACCUGCCUUGAAAAUGGUUUGUCUGCUAUUUCCAGUGUUGGGCACAGCUAGCCAAAAAGUUAGCUUUGAUAACCGUUAAUCCACUAACUGAAAAGUUAACUUGUAUAAAGCUAGACCGAUAAAUCCCUAAAAAAUUUUGCAGAAGUUACAGAUAAAAGCUAAACCAAUAACUUUCAGUACUGACAGCAGCUAGUGACACAACGAGUCAAGCGUUUGUGUCAGAUCAGCCUUCUCUCAGCAAAAGAGAGCUGGUCCCCAGAGAGAAGGGGGGGGGGGCAUAAUUUCUCUUCACACCAUACAGGCCUGCUGGUCAUUUCAUUGGAUUCGUG
This is a messenger RNA of Thalassophryne amazonica, 2899 nucleotides long. RefSeq names its product protein asteroid homolog 1-like. Bases 61 to 2046 code for a protein of 661 amino acids. The record is from RefSeq and is a predicted model, not a curated record. The transcript is spliced from 6 exons. NCBI's taxonomy places the organism in Eukaryota, Metazoa, Chordata, Actinopteri, Batrachoidiformes, Batrachoididae. Gene Ontology annotation, molecular function: nuclease activity.